Messenger RNA from Lotus japonicus, 2156 nucleotides. RefSeq names its product protein NRT1/ PTR FAMILY 5.2-like. The record is from RefSeq and is a predicted model, not a curated record. Lineage: Eukaryota; Viridiplantae; Streptophyta; Magnoliopsida; Fabales; Fabaceae. Gene Ontology annotation, cellular component: membrane. Bases 114 to 1895 code for a protein of 593 amino acids. The transcript is spliced from 4 exons. Gene Ontology annotation, biological process: transmembrane transport; dipeptide transport. Gene Ontology annotation, molecular function: tripeptide transmembrane transporter activity; dipeptide transmembrane transporter activity.
CGUCUAGUGGUUACUUAAAACCUGAAUGCAAGUUGAGCACACACUUUAGCUUGAGAAGAACACAAGCACUUUGCUCGCUCAUUUCCUUUUCAUUUUCCUCAAGAAGUUGAAAAAUGGAAGAGGGCAGGGUUGUAAGUGAGUACACACAAGAUGGAAGUGUGGAUCUUAAAGGGAAACCUGCUCACAAAUCCAAAACCGGUGGUUGGAAAGCUUGCUCCUUUGUUGUUGUGUAUGAGAUAUUUGAAAGAAUGGCUUAUUAUGGAAUAUCAUCAAAUUUGAUCCUGUAUCUGACAACGAAGCUUCACCAAGGAGUAGUGAGUUCUUCCAACAAUGUUACUAAUUGGGCUGGCACCAUUUGGAUAACUCCCAUCUUAGGUGCUUACAUUGCUGAUGCUAAACUUGGUCGCUAUUGGACUUUUGUCAUUGCCUCCGUUGUCUAUCUCUUGGGUAUGUGUCUGCUUACUCUAUCAGUUUCCCUUCCAAGCCUAAAGCCACCUCAGUGCCAUGAAAUUAAUGUCACAAAAUGUGAAAAAGCCUCUACACUACAGCUAGCAGUGUUCUAUGGUGCUCUCUACACUCUAGCAGUAGGAACUGGUGGAACCAAGCCCAAUAUUUCCACCAUUGGUGCUGACCAGUUUGAUGAUUUUGACCCCAAAGAGAAGAGGCAUAAACUAUCCUUCUUCAAUUGGUGGAUGUUCAGCAUCUUCAUUGGGACCCUCUUUGCAAAUUCUGUUCUAGUCUAUGUUCAAGAUAAUGUGGGGUGGACUCUUGGGUAUGGUCUUCCCACUCUUGGUCUUGCAAUAUCAAUCAUCAUAUUCUUGGCAGGCACACCCUUCUACAGACACAGGUUACCCACAGGGAGUCCCUUCACUAGAAUGGCCAAGGUCAUAGUUGCUGCUAUUAGGAAAUGGAAAGUGCCUCUUCCUAGUGACCCUAAAGAACUAUAUGAGCUUGAUUUGGAAGAGUAUGCAAAGCAAGGGAAAGUCAGAAUUGAUUCCACUCCAACAUUAAGGUUCCUCAACAAGGCUUGUGUCAAAACUGGUACAUGUACUAAUGCAGGGGUGCUAUGCCCAGUUACACAAGUAGAGGAGACCAAACAGAUGCUAAGAAUGAUCCCUAUCUUGAUUGCUACCUUCAUUCCUAGUACAAUGGUUGCUCAGAUAAGUACCCUUUUUGUGAAGCAAGGAACUACACUGGAUAGAGGCAUUGGCAACUUCAACAUUCCACCAGCAAGUUUAGGUACAUUUGUGACUCUGUCAAUGCUUGUCAGUGUUGUGCUCUAUGAUCGUUUCUUUGUCAAGAUUAUGCAGAGAUUGACUAAGAACCCAAGAGGGAUUACUCUUCUUCAAAGAAUGGGCAUAGGAGUCAUAAUCCACAUAGUGAUUAUGGUAGUUGCAGCUUUGACUGAAAGAUACAGACUUAGUGUGGCAAAACAACAUGGGCUAGUUGAAAGUGGAAAACAGGUUCCAUUGAGCAUAUUCAUCUUGCUUCCUCAGUUUAUACUAAUGGGAACUGCUGAUGCAUUCUUAGAAGUUGCCAAAAUAGAGUUCUUCUUUGACCAAGCCCCAGAAAGCAUGAAGAGCCUUGGCACUUCAUAUUCAAUGACUUCCUUAGGCAUUGGAAAUUUCCUCAGUACUUUUGUUCUCUCAACAGUUUCACAUGUCACCAAGGAACAUGGUCACCAAGGAUGGGUUUUGAACAAUCUAAAUGCUUCUCAUCUUGAUUACUACUACAUACUUCUGGCAAUACUUAACUUCCUGAACUUCAUCUUCUUCAUCAUUGUUUCAAAGUUCUAUGUAUACAGGGCUGAAGUUUCAGAUUCCAUAAAAGUGCUUGGGGAAGAACUGAAGGAGAGGUCAGUCAUUGUGUCAAACCAAGUGAUUCCAAAGGAUUAAUUGAUGGGUUAUUUCUACAAGCAACCAAAACUGUCAAAACAUGUGUGAUAUAUAACCUUGGAUGUUUUCGGUAGGAUUAUAGUCUUAUAGACUUCUUUUGGAUUUGUGUUUCCCCUGAAAUAUCAGCAACUAAAUUUGUAAAAUGGGGACUAUGGUAGAGUUAUGAUAUUAUUAAUUUGAAAAAAAAUAAUUCUAAGUUCUAAUGUAGACUGUAUUUUUGGUUGAUGUUUAUCAAUUGAGCUUCAUUGGUAAUCGUAACUC